UGCUACUUCUGGGCUAAAGACGCAAUGGGAGACACUGUGAUCGUGCUACACACAGGUGACAGAGGAUGUGUCAAACAGUUUGUCAGUUCGCGCUGUACUUCCUUCUUAUCGCUGCUAAUUUCUUCGGUGAUAGUGUUGAUUAUUGGGAUAAACUCGAAGGUGCGUUUUUCACAAGCGCCAGUGCAAUGCCUGACCGGAACGGCUUGUCAUUAUUUAAAGGAGAUAAAAAGUUAUAGGGGUAAAUCUGACAAAUGUUCAAUGACACAUUCUUGUCCUGUUUCUGCGCACAAGCUCCUACGAUUAUAUACAAGACUUCCGGGAUCCGAAAACUUACAAGAUCCUGUUUUCUCCAGCACUCAUCGCGUUUUACUCACGUUUAAUUUGACGACAUCAGGAGAAGAACAUGCAUCGGGAGUCGAGGUGCUAACGGAUGGUUUCGUCAUACAAACGUCAGGUUUGUACUUAGUGUACAGUGGUGUCAAGUUUAAGCCGAACUCUACCCGCUACUCGGCUGAUUUUACAUACCAGACUUGGUUCCAUUACUUGCAGAAGGAAAAUCCGAGAUCGCCAAUGAGAUCAGGAGUUUUGUUGAGAACCGUUCACACUGUCUGCCCCAACUGUACUGGUUCGCAGGAAUCUUCAUACACAGGCGGAGUCUUUGGUUUGGAGCAAGGAGAAAAACUGUUUGUGACAAUGUCCGGUCAAGGAAUCGUGGAGCUGGACACUGAGUCAUCCCACUUGGGUUUGUUUCUGCUGCAAACGACAUGAAAAAAAAUGAUUUUUUGUCGGAAUUCUUCAGCUACUGAUGGAGCCAUGAGAUCAGUGUUACUCCCGUAGACACAGUGUGAUACAUUCGUUAUAUUGUUACAGCAGUUUAAAUCUUCACCUAAGUCGUAGAUUUAAUGUCGUGGUAUUGCAUUUCAAGUAUGUUUUUAGGAUUGUUAAACUUUAUUGCAAUUUUUUAUUUAUCAUAGUUUUUUAACUAUGCGCUUUUAUAAAUUAGCCGUCUUUAUUAAACAAAGAACAUGAUUUUUGGACUGUGAUAUUUUAUAAAAAAAUAUUUGCUCAAAUUGGUACAGCUAAUAGAUUUAUUGUCACUGCACUAUUUCAUUCUAAUAUUAACGUUGAGAUUGUCGUGUCGAAUAUUGUGAUGACAAGAUACACAGCUUGCGAUUAUUGAAGCAAAGCGUAUAAUGUCAACAAAACGUUUAUAAAACAUAUUUACAUUGACAUUUUCCUUUCUCUUCUAGUCAUUAUUAAAUAACAUUUAAUUGGUUACUAAUACUCAACACUACAUUUUUAUCUAAGCACAAUGUAGAGCCUAACUUAAAUGGCAGAUUAUAAUAAACGAGCCGGCCCGCGGCAUAACAUACGCCGCUAUUUAGUUGUUUCUAAUUUUCAAUAAUUCAUAAUUUGUGAAUUCGACAGUACCAACGCUGACACUGAAAAUAUUUCUUUAAAACACUAUAAGUAGC
This is a messenger RNA of Physella acuta, 1475 nucleotides long. RefSeq names its product CD40 ligand. The record is from RefSeq and is a predicted model, not a curated record. Gene Ontology annotation, cellular component: membrane. Gene Ontology annotation, biological process: immune response. Gene Ontology annotation, molecular function: tumor necrosis factor receptor binding. NCBI's taxonomy places the organism in Eukaryota, Metazoa, Mollusca, Gastropoda, Physidae.